UAAAUUCCUAGACAGACAUCUGAUCCAAGGCGUCGUUUUGGCUGCAGUCUGUGGGCGUUCAGAUGGGAUUCUUAUUGAAAGUGCGAUCGGCGGUUUUCUUCCUCAGAAACUGGGUCGUGGAACCCUUUUGUCAGCUGAACAGAUGAAUCCCCCAGCUGUGACAGCUUUCACUUUUACUCUCUCUAAUACUGGCACACCUGGGUAUAAUUCUUCUAUGCCCUUUACUGAUGGCACCACAAUUGAAUAUUUCUAUCCAGGGGAGGACGAAGACUUUCAAACAUGCUAUUAUGUGCGACAUGGGGCUUACUUUCUUCCACCCCUCUAUGCCAUUUUCUUCCUCUUAGGUCUCCUUGGAAACUCUUUAGUAAUCUGGGUCAUCGCUUGCGGGGUUAGACUCCGUAGCAUGACUGAUGUGUGCCUGGUCAACUUGGCCAUCGCUGACCUUCUCAUGGUGUGCUCUCUUCCCUUCCUCGCCCACCAAGCCAGAGACCAGUGGCUGUUUGGAGAUGCUAUGUGCAAGAUGGUCCUGGGCAUUUAUCACAUUGCCUUUUACUGUGGAAUCUUUUUCAUUUGUCUGAUGAGCAUCGAUCGUUACUUGGCCAUAGUGCACGCAGUUUACGCCCUUAAAGCACGCACACGCACCUGUGGCAUUGCGGCAGCUGCUGUUACGUGGUUGGCUGGCUUUUUGGCCUCUUUUCCUGACCUGAUCUUCCUCAAAACUCAAACAUCUGUCAACGGUUCUCAGUACUGCUACCCUGAGUAUCCCCAAACAUCACCCAACGAUGUGUCCGGCAACCUUCAUUUCUGGAGAGUGUUUAGUCUCUUGAAAAUGAACAUUCUGGGCCUGUUUAUCCCAAUUUUCAUCCUAGGCUUCUGCUACUCUCAGAUCAUUUGCAGGUUGCUAUCAACCCAGUCUUCCAAGAAGCAGGCCAUCCGUUUGGUAGUCGUAGUGGUGGCCGUUUUCUUCUGCUGUUGGGUUCCUUACAACGUGGUGGCCUUCUUUAAAACACUGGAACUUCUGCAGGUCUACGCCACAUGUGAAAGCAGCAAGGCCGUCAGACUGGCUUUACAGAUUACAGAAGUCAUCGCGUACUCCCACAGCUGUCUCAAUCCCAUUCUGUAUGUCUUUGUCGGGGAGAAGUUCAGGAGGCACCUCGUAAGGCUGAUAAACAGAGCUCCAUGCAGCCUGUGCCAGGUGAUCAAGAUGUACAUUCCUCAAGACAGAGGUACCUCGGUGUACUCGCAAACUACCAGCGUGGACGAAAGGAACACUGUGGUGUGAUCUGGAACUGUAAAUUUAAAUUCUGUUACUUAUACCAAUAUGUUUGUGAACAUCUUUUAUACACAGACUGUUCAUGUGAAGUCAGAUAGGUCACGCUAGUUUCAAGUUAACGGUGAAAUACCUUUGACUUGUUUUCUUGUUAUGACGAAUGAUGGUUUAUAUGUAGAAACUAGACUGAAUGUAAUACUUUCCCAUGCACAGUGUCUUUUAGUGAACCUUGUAUUUCUUAAUGUGCAGCAUUUUAAAAUAUCUUCCGUAAAAGUGUUUCUGUCAAAGUCUUACAUUUUAUAAUCUCAAUGUAAAGCUGUAAAUAAAGUUUUAUGCUCAGACUUUUAAUACUUAUGUUGCAUUCCAUUCCAAUUUUGAAUGAAAAAAUCUGCUGUUUAUUUUCUGCCAUUUCAUUUGGUUUGGAAGAAUUUGGCUCCUAAAACCUGCUUUUUUAGGGAUUUGACAUUUUCUUUGUUGUUCACUUGCAGUUAAUUUAUUUUGGGAAAUUGCAGAAUUAACUAUUUAUUUUUCUUGAAUUUGGAUUGUCAACAGCUAGCUAAAACCAAUAACCUUUACAAAUCUUAAUAUAUGCAGUAUAAAGGUGUAAAAGUUAGAAAAGUCAAUAAACUAUUAGAGUCAAAAAGAGCAAACUUAGGUUGGUCAAAGUUAACUUGCUUAAAUUAAAAAACUUUUACAUCACAGUAGUAGUUUAGAUGUAAUGUCAUAUCAUAGACAGUGUGUAAUAAACAACAAAGAUUAUUUUUUAAAAAAUCAGACAUGUUACUACAAAACAGGAAAUGAAUCAACUUUAUAAGCAACUUUUUAUAUGUAAUCACUUGGGUAAGUCUGUUUUAAUAUACAUACUUUGUAAAACACAUAGGCCUCAUUUAGAUUUAGACGUAAAAUGUAUGUCCCCAUAAAAUUCUUACUAAAUUUAUUUGAGGCUGCGGUUAUCACGCUUGCUUGUCCUACCACAGUUUUUCUUUCCACCUGACUUUCUACUAAUAGGCGUUGAUGCAUCAAUCUUUGAACAGGCAGCUUCUUUUGCAUAGUGGGAUACUAUACCUGUGGUGGUUUUCAGUGGCUCAGUAUUUGCCAAGUAAGCAGUCUUCCCCAUAUGCAUGUAGAUCGUAACACAACAUUUCUGAUUUAAAACAAUCUUUUUUAUUAUUGAUUGGAUAUAAUAUUUGUAAUUUCUGUGGUUUCGGCUGCACGCUUUUUUGGAUGACAUUCUAGGUUAUUGUGAUGUACCUGUGUUUACGCUAUGCAUUUUAUUAGACAGACUGCAGAUUGUCGAGAAACUGAAAACACGACAACAUGUGUCUGCAAACAUCACAUCAGAAAUAUUUUUGAGCUGAACUAAAAUCUCUCUUCCUGAGAUAAGUGUAAAACCCUCACGUGCAGCAACUGUGUUGUUAUCAUUCACUGUAAUCAUCCAUUAGCAAAAUAAACUGAGAAGAUAAAUUACAAAUAAAGAUCGCUAUAGAGUUCUCGGUUUGCUUUUUUGAGAUUGGUGCACAGUAUGAAGCCUCUAAUGCAACCUGCAGCGUUAGCUUGGUAGAUUCAGAAACAUGUUCUGCAGAGGAUCUGUACCUCACCUCAACCUUAAAAAAAAAAAAAAACCACAACC
Messenger RNA from Xiphophorus couchianus (Monterrey platyfish), 2900 nucleotides. Its product is annotated as C-C chemokine receptor type 4-like. Gene Ontology annotation, cellular component: membrane; external side of plasma membrane. Gene Ontology annotation, molecular function: C-C chemokine receptor activity; C-C chemokine binding. Bases 143 to 1282 code for a protein of 379 amino acids. Gene Ontology annotation, biological process: positive regulation of cytosolic calcium ion concentration; immune response; G protein-coupled receptor signaling pathway. The transcript is spliced from 2 exons. NCBI's taxonomy places the organism in Eukaryota, Metazoa, Chordata, Actinopteri, Cyprinodontiformes, Poeciliidae. The record is from RefSeq and is a predicted model, not a curated record.